UGAGCUCGCACUCCUCCCCGUGACGUGCGCGGCGGGGGAGCGCAGAAGUGCGCACGUUUCGGCCGGGAUCUCCGCUGUCACCGCCGCACCUGGAGGAGCGCCCUGCAAGCGCCCCCCUGCCCUCCGGUGAAAUGUCCUCCGAUUUACACCCCAAUAUCAGCAACCGACUUGAUCUCCAAGAACGGGAAAAUAGUACAAGGGAUCACGCGUACAACGCCUUACAAGACCAGGAGGAGGACAGGAGUAAAGCCGGCGCCUCCCGUCAUGGGUCGGAUGACUGUCAGAGGCUGGGCACCUUGUUUGGGGAGCUCAACAAAUGUCUUCGCAGCCUGGGCUUCUCACAGGUGGUUUUCGGGGAGAAGACUGUGGACCCGGUGGUGAUAAUAUUUUUCUGGCUCAUGCUCGGGUUCCUCGGACUGCAGGCUCUUGGGUUGGUGGGUGUCCUGUGCCUCGUCAUCAUCUUCAUCCAGAAGUAGACGCAAAAAUGAUUUUUUUUUGCCUCUAUUCUCCGACUGGUAUUUCACCGAUAGAAAACACGGAUGAAUCUCUUAUUGGACCCUUAAUUAGAUUGAUUACUGAAUGUUAAGGGUUGUUUUGGAGGGAGGAGAUUCAAGUCAUUUUUAAACCCGAUAAAGGUGUAUUGUUUUAAAAUGUAUACAGUUGAAUCAAGGGUUGAUGUAAUUGUUCAGGUAUGACUCCACUCUCCCAUCCAAAUAUGUACGCAGUACAGGGUGACGAGUAUAAUCGGGCAUAGCAACACCCUGGAUAGGAUGUCAGUCCAUCGCAGGCCACACACGCGCACAGUGGGCGACAUGGAGAUGCCAGUCAGCCAACUGCAUGUCUGUGAUACGGAGAGCAGGAUUUAAUCCCAACCCCCAUUCAGGUGUUGCGUGGAAAUCAUUCUACCCAAUGAGCACCUUUCGUUGGGGGGGGGUGACUUGGGGCACCCCCUCUCUUCAUCAUCAACACAAAUGAAACUUAGUAGCUGACGGACAGGAGAGGUGUUCUGUUAUGGGUGUGGGGGGUCUGCUGUUCGGCUGCGUUAAACGUGUUAUUUGUGGCGGACCACACCCUUGAAACUGCCGAAUUUAAACAGUUUGUUUUUGGUCUUCAGCGUAAUGAAGUGCAUGGAAAGUGGAGGCAGGCUACACAAACUGUAAAAACCCAGGAACUAGUCCCUUAUAUCUCUGCUUAAGAUGACUUUUAUUUUAUUCAUUUUCUUCUCUGUUGUUUUUGACCACCAGUCGACGUUUCGCGUUCUUUAAUGUGAAUGUAGUCUAUCUAAAUGAAAUGAAAGAAUGUACUUAAUCCUAAAAAGUGUAUAUUUAAUUUUUAGAACAAUGUCUUGGUUAUUACCAUGUACAUAUAGCCAUAACUUUUUACACAGAAUCACCCCUUGGUAUAUGACAUGUAAGGUUUUCACAUUAGCUUCCUGAAAAAUGUGUUUGUCCUACACCAAACAAAUGUUUAUUAAUGAAAAUGUGACGGACUGUUACAGUUACACAGGCACAAAUGCUACCAUGCUGAAAUUCCAUGUGCCUUUGCGUGUUGGGGGUGGUUAUUUACCACAUUUGCGUUUUAGAGCACAGCAGACUUUGAGUUAAUGGAGAUGGCAAUCUAAGCAUAUUGUGCCUGGUUUUUAAAUAAUAAAUGAUGUUUCCACUAAGUAUAGUAGAUUUGCUUCGCAUGACUGACUGAUCGCACACACAGAAAUGAGGCCAGACACAAAGUCCAGCCACAAUAUAAACCAUGACAUAGUUUUCAUAUUUUUUUUAUUUCCAAUAGGCUCUAUCCAGCACACUGCUUUGUCAAACACGAAGCACGAGGGACAGUCGCAUUGCCUCUCAGCAGAUAGCAUUAGGCAGCGUGAAACCUUGGGAAUUACGGGCCUUUGGGAAGAUACAGGACUCAUGGAAGGGUGUUUACUGAAAUGAACACAAGCCCAUCUGCACUGUCUGAGGAAACUGCCGCGUCCUGCAGCUCCCAUAUUCACUCUUAUUUGAGAAACGGUGCAUUUGCAGGCUGGAGUUACAUUAGUAACUAUUUUCUUCCUUUACGUUAAUAUUUUUAUCCGUGGUGGGUGCAUAUUUUGUAUGUCAUCUACUGUGCUGUUGUUUUUGUCAGUCUUUUUUGCAGCAAAGUCCUUGUGUGCCACAUAUAAUAAAAUUUUCAAAUCCUGAA
Paramormyrops kingsleyae is the source of this 2181-nucleotide messenger RNA. NCBI's taxonomy places the organism in Eukaryota, Metazoa, Chordata, Actinopteri, Osteoglossiformes, Mormyridae. The record is from RefSeq and is a predicted model, not a curated record.